Phalaenopsis equestris is the source of this 1679-nucleotide messenger RNA. Its product is annotated as indole-3-glycerol phosphate synthase-like. The transcript is spliced from 10 exons. The coding region runs from base 316 to 1497 and encodes 393 amino acids. Gene Ontology annotation, molecular function: indole-3-glycerol-phosphate synthase activity; phosphoribosylanthranilate isomerase activity. NCBI's taxonomy places the organism in Eukaryota, Viridiplantae, Streptophyta, Magnoliopsida, Asparagales, Orchidaceae. The record is from RefSeq and is a predicted model, not a curated record. Gene Ontology annotation, biological process: L-tryptophan biosynthetic process.
AAAGCCCCCUGAAUUUAAACGUCACAGAGAUGAACUUCUUUUGUUUGAAAGAUUCGAAACGAUCCGCGGUAGGCGCUGCCAUUCCGGCGUUUGGCUGCUUAGGGUCGCGAAACCGUCGUCCUCGAUUAAGCGGCGGCGGUUUUGCCUCUUGGGAGUGAAAUCAGACCCAGUCUUCCAUCUAAUCCAGUAAGCUGUAGCUCUUUUUGGAUAACCUCUACUCUCAAUUCAUCACUCCGUGUAAUAAAUUUGUGGAAGUAACUGCGAGAGAGAGUUAUUUCAAGCGUUCCUUCUUCUAUACGGUUUCUUUGGAGGAAAAUGGAGUGCUUGUUGAUCGGCAAUCCGUCUAGGAUCAGGCUUGUGCCGCGGGCCUUGCCGACCAAAGGAUACAGGAAAAGCUUGCGUUCUGAAGUUUUAAAAUUGGGAAUUUCGAAGGGAGGUAGAAAGGGAAUCUUUCCCCUCUGCUGCUUCAGCUUUUUUGAUGAAGAUUAUUCCCCCUAUAAAGCGGCAAUGAAUUUACUUAACAAAGAUUUCAUUACAAAUUAUGCUGAAGUCAGUGAGUGGGAAAGUGGGAAGUCUCAGGAAACGAUACUAAAAAAUCAAGGCAUAAUGAUUAGAAGACGACCUCCUUAUGGACCUCCAUCUCACACAGUAGCACCUCGCAAUAUUUUGGAGAAAAUUAUUUGGGACAAGGAAGUUGAAGUUGACCAGUUAAAACAGAGAAUGCCGUUAGACAUGAUCACCGAAGAGCUUAAGAAUGCUCCUCCUGUCAGAGAUUUUAUACUGGCUUUGAAAUUUGCUCAUCAACAAACUUUUAAGCCUGCUUUGAUUGCCGAGGUGAAAAAGGCUUCUCCAAGCAGUGGAGUGCUUCGGGAGGACUUUGAUCCUGUCCAAAUAGCUCUUGCUUAUGAGAAGUAUGGAGCAGCAUGUCUGAGUGUUUUGGCUGAUGAAAAGUAUUUCCAGGGAAGCUAUGAUAAUUUGGAGGCCAUUAGGAGAGCUGGUGUUGAGUGCCCGCUUCUCUGCAAGGAGUUUAUUGUUGCUCCCUGGCAAGUUUGUUAUGCUCGUUUGAAAGGGGCAGAUGCAAUCCUUUUAAUUGCUGCUGUAUUGGCUAACAUUGAAAUCAAGUAUGUUUCUAUGAUGUGUGAUAAACUCGGCAUGGCUGCUCUGGUUGAGGUGCAUAAUGAAAGAGAAAUAGACCGUGUUUUGGGCAUUGAAGGAAUAAAACUUAUUGGCAUCAAUAACCGUGACCUUGGAACUUUUACAGUUGAUAUUUCAAACACAAAAAAGCUUCUAGAGGGAGAAAGAGGCGAGAUCAUCCGCCAAAAAGGCAUAACUGUGGUGAGCGAGUCUGGAUUAUUUACACCUCAAGAUAUUACGUUUGUUCAAGAUGCAGGCGCCCAUGCGGUUUUGGUGGGGGAAUCCCUAAUAAAAAAGGAAGACCCUGGAAUGGCGAUAGAGGAGGUUUUUGGGAUAGAUGUUUCUCUCAAUUCUUACUUGUAAGAUUUCUAUGGAUGCCAAUCAGAGCGUUGGUGAGAGCUUUGGAUUCUAAUGCCAAGGUUUUGAGUUUAUAAAUAAGUCCCGGCCAUACAAACUUGACGGGAAAAGCAUUUCUUACUACUAAUUAUUUGUUUUGCCAAUCAUGCUUUAUUUUCAUCCUUAAUUAAAUUUGCGCUCAUGGGAAA